Megalops cyprinoides (Indo-Pacific tarpon) is the source of this 5114-nucleotide messenger RNA. It is a transcript of the gene lats2, whose product is annotated as large tumor suppressor kinase 2. The record is from RefSeq and is a predicted model, not a curated record. The transcript has 7 exons. Gene Ontology annotation, cellular component: spindle pole; nucleus. Gene Ontology annotation, molecular function: ATP binding; protein serine/threonine kinase activity; protein binding. Gene Ontology annotation, biological process: positive regulation of apoptotic process; peptidyl-serine phosphorylation; hippo signaling. The coding region runs from base 102 to 3482 and encodes 1126 amino acids. NCBI's taxonomy places the organism in Eukaryota, Metazoa, Chordata, Actinopteri, Elopiformes, Megalopidae.
GUCUGUGCAUCAUCGGGUCUGUGGCUGUCUGCAUUAGAGUGUGCAUGUGUGUGAGCAUCAGUGUUUGUCAGUGCAGAAAAGUUGAGGGACCGUGAUCUGUCAUGAGGCCGAAGACAUUCCCUGCUGCCCCUUACGUGGGGAACACACGUCAGCGUCUGCAGGAGAUCAAGGAGGGGCUGAAGCAGCCCGCCAAACUGGUGAGCCAGGCUCUGCACGGUGGCCCACGAGCCGAGGGUGGCCGAGGCGGGGACUGCAAGGGAAAGGACCCCGCUGGCAGGCAGCAGCAACUGCGGCCACCCCAGAAGUUCAACAACUACCAGAAUGCCCUGCGCGAGAUUCGCAAGUCCCUGAUGCCCUUUGCCAACGACUCCGGCCCUCCUUCCAGCUCCACCCAUGCUGGUGGGGAGGUCAACCGGCAGAUGCUGCAAGAUCUGGUCAAUGCCGGCUGCGACCAGGAGAUGGCAGUGCGCGCCCUGAAGCAGACAGGGAGCAGAAACAUUGAAGCAGCGCUGGAGUUCAUCAGUAAAAUGGGUUACCUGGACCCUCGCAACGAGCAGAUCGUUCGUGUCAUCAAGCAAACUUCACCUGGAAAAGGAGGCUUACCAAACUCUGUGGACCACAGACCAUCAUUAGAGGGAACAAGUGAUGGUGCCAUGCCCCCCUACCACCAGAUGGGGGCGCCUCUGUAUGAAGGGGCGGGAUAUGGGGUGGAGAGUGCUAAUGGGCUAGGGGAGAUCCCCCGACCCUACAUGGGCAACCCAGUCAUGAACUACAUGAUGCCCUCUUCUUCUGCACAGGGUGCCACCAUGGGAAACCCCAUGGGCAGGCCUGCGAGCAUGGGCCCUUACCCCCCCACCCUUUCUGCUCAGAACCCCCCAGGGAACCCCAUGUUCCCUCCCACUGCCCAGCAGAAGGCGUAUCCAGGCAACGUGGAGCAGGCCAUGAUGAGUUACCCCGUUCCCGGCCAGCCCCUGCAGCUCCAGCCUCCGCCACCAGGUGGCCCCGGUGGGCCCCACUACGACUACGGUCGUGGGCCGCAUCUGAUGGAGCCCUCUGGUUACGGCGUUCAGAGGAGCUCCUCCUUCCAGAACAAGAUGACGCCGCAGUCUGAUAACUAUGUCAACGUGCAGGGCAAAGGGCCCCUGGGCCAAAAUGGUGGCGGGUACCCCCCCAACCUAUACCUGUCACCCCACUCCCACCCCCGGCAGUCCAGCCCCACCUCCCACCAGGUCCACAUGCUCUCCCGCUCCCCGGCGGGCGCGGUAGCCAUGGGGUCAGACUUCCCUGAUAUCCCCCAGGCCCUGCUCACGCCCUCCAGGGCCAGCGUCAAUCUAGACCUGUAUGACCACCACUGGGGCGCGCAGGGCCCCCUCAACCCCGAAGGAGCCCCCGCCCGGCAGCCCCAGGGGCCCUUCAGAGGGGAGGUGCGCAUACCCAGCAGGACCAACUCCUUCAACAACCACCAGAAGGUCAAUGUCGCCGUGAGGCAGAGCAUGCCCCCCGCUGCUAAGCAAGACCCCGCCCUGGGGCCUCCCAACACUAUCACCGCGGUGACAUCCCCGCCCAUCCAGCAACCUGUGAAGAGCAUCCGGGUGAUGAGGCCGGAGCCCAAGACCGCUGUGGGGCCAUGUCACCCCGGCUGGCUGGGCACCCAGGCACAGGACGCGCCCGAUUCGCACGCCUACGCCACCGGCGAUGCCUACGCCCUAGAGCCGAGCGAGUACUGCAACCCAGAGCCACGGUGCCCGCCCCCGCCUUACCCAAAAACCCUGAUGCUGACAGGGGCUGCCGCCGAGCCCAUGCCCCUGGAGGGGAGUGCCAUGUGUGCCACCGCGGAGCUGCCCCCUUCCAGGCCCCUCCCGGAGGAGACCCUCGCCACGGACAAGGCCAAAGCUGGCAAGGCCGAGAAGGCUGUGAAGGACAAGAAGCAGAUCCAGACGUCCCCUGUGCCGGUGAGGAAGAACGCGCGAGACGAGGAGAAGAGGGAGUCGCGCAUCAAGAGCUACUCGCCCUUCGCGUUCAAGUUCUAUAUGGAGCAGCACGUGGAGAACAUCAUGAAGACCUACCAGCAGAAGCUGAACAGGAGAAUGCAGCUGGAGCAGGAGAUGUCUAAGGCGGGCCUUUCAGAAGCCGAACAGGAGCAGAUGAGGAAGAUGCUGUACCAGAAAGAGUCCAACUACAACCGCCUGAAGAGGGCCAAGAUGGACAAGUCCAUGUUUGUGAAGAUCAAGACCCUGGGCAUCGGGGCCUUCGGUGAGGUGUGCCUGACCCGCAAGGUGGACACGGGCGCCCUGUACGCCAUGAAGACGCUGCGCAAGAAGGACGUGCUGAACCGCAACCAGGUGGCACACGUCAAGGCCGAGAGAGACAUCCUGGCGGAGGCCGACAACGAGUGGGUGGUGCGCCUCUACUACUCCUUCCAGGACAAGGACAGCCUGUACUUCGUCAUGGACUACAUCCCCGGGGGGGACAUGAUGAGCCUGCUCAUCCGCAUGGGUGUCUUCCCCGAGGAGCUGGCCCGCUUCUACGUGGCCGAGCUGACGCUGGCCAUCGAAAGCGUCCACCGGAUGGGCUUCAUCCACCGCGACAUCAAGCCCGACAACAUCCUCAUCGACCUGGACGGCCACAUCAAGCUCACCGACUUCGGCCUCUGCACCGGCUUCCGCUGGACCCACAACUCCAAGUACUACCAGAAAGGGAGUCACAUAAGGCAAGACAGCAUGGAGCCCAGUGACUUCUGGGAUGAUGUGUCCAACUGUCGCUGUGGCGACCGGCUGAUGACGCUGGAGCAGAGGGCGACCCGGCAGCACCAGCGCUGCCUCGCCCACUCCCUGGUGGGCACGCCCAACUACAUUGCUCCCGAGGUGCUGCUGCGCAAAGGAUACACCCAGCUGUGUGACUGGUGGAGUGUGGGGGUAAUCCUAUUCGAGAUGCUGGUUGGCCAGCCCCCGUUUCUGGCCCCUACUCCCACAGAGACCCAGAUAAAGGUGAUCAACUGGGAGAGCACGUUGCAGGUGCCCCCGCAGGUGAAGCUAAGUCCCGAGGCCGUGGACUUCAUCGGCAGGCUCUGCUGCUCGGCUGAGGAGCGGCUCGGGGGGAACGGGGCUGACGAGAUCAAGGCCCACCCCUUCCUGAACAAGAUGGACUUCUCCAGUAACCUGCGCACCCAGCCCGCCCCCUACCGACCCAAGAUCAGCCACCCCAUGGACACCUCCAACUUCGACCCCGUGGAGGAGGACGGCCCCGGCGCGUGGAGCGGCAGCGGGGACAGCGCCAAGGCCUGGGACACGCUGGGCUCCCUGCACGGAAAGCACCCCGAGCACGCCUUCUACGAGUUCACCUUCCGCAGGUUCUUCGAUGACAACGGCUGCCCCUUCCGCUACCCCAAGCCCCCCGAGCCGGCCCCGUCCCCUAGCAGCAGCAGCAGCGCCUCGGUCCCAGGGGAGGAACAGGCGGAGGGGUGCGAGCCUGUUUAUGUGUAGAGAUGCCCACAUGCCCUGCCUGGCACCCAUGGGCUCUUACUUCAGCUGAUAUACAUACAUCCCAUGGCCUCGCACCAACAGCAUACCCCCAGUGCACCUAUGUGUGUGUGUGUGUGUGUGUGUGAGUGCAUGCGCGCACCUGUGUCUGUGUGUGUGUGUGAGGACCGCCCUGUAGGGUCUCUCACCCUUUGAGAGGUGCACCUGCUUCAUCCCUCAGCUGGACAGCUGAGCUGUGGGAAAAGGACUUGUCUUUUACAGCUAAAUGACAAUCAAUUGACCAUCAUGAACCAAAUUGUUACUAUGACAAUACAAUGUGGGACCAAGCAGCAAAGGUCAAGGAGGAGAACAUGCACAAAAAGUCUUGAGAGAUUUUGUUAAGCAAUUCACAGAGAGUUGAGGUCAGAAAUUCAGUUGGACAAGAGGGGUCUGAUCUUGGUCAGAGCGUACCGUGACAUUCAUUGCAGUCCACUCUGAGUGCUCACAUAAACUUGCUGUUGUAUUACUAUUACACUGUGAUCCUCAGAUCAGCAGUAAAAGUCCAUUUCAGCCAAAACAUGGACUUCCCCCUCACCUUUAUGGAUCAGACUGGACUAUUACACUGUCUCUACAUGACCAAGAACAGGUUCUGACUGAGCAGCUUUCCAGUCUUAUUUAAUUUCUUUUGUCAGGCCCAUGUAUAUGACAGUAUAUCUGAGAGCAGAGGAGUAGAUGUGGUCAGAGAGAUCGACCCUGCGGCUGCCCGGUGCUCUCAGGUGCCUGAGGGCCUGAUGGUCUGACGUGGAGUCUUUUCCAAUGAGGGGUGCUCCUGAUGCAAGGAACAUAUUCUGAGCAAUACUUCAUCCUCCUGUUUGUCUUGCCAUCACAGGCAGCUGGGAAUGUUGAGCAAAUUACCACUUUUUUUUUUUAAUUCUGCAGCAAAACUGAAAUAAGCUACCGUAACAAUAUUGGGUCUUAAAGUUUUAGAACAGGUCACAGUGUUCAGAAUCGCAGAUACGGUCCAGCAUAUGCAUCUUCCCGAAUGAAAAUGGGCGGACUCAUGUGUACACACAGUACUGAGUGAUAGUACUGACAGCUCAUCUCCAAACAGAGGCAAAGAACGGGACCUACAGAACAUGGAGAACUCACCCCACACUGACCCGCCCCUUCAGUACGUGACUCUGGCAAACCAUGUUGCUGCUUUUCUGAUUGCAUCUCCUCCCACCAAGCAUUGUUUUGACAUUGGUUUGAAGUUUCCAUGGGAACAGUGUCUGAAUGUGAUAUGAAAGAGUGGUCUCGAUGUGGCUGCCAGUCUUACAGGGAACCUUGGGCUGUUUCAACACUUAACUUCGUCUUUGCAGAUGCCGCAUGAAAUUCAAUCAGUUUUCCAAAGUGAAACUGGGAAGGAGCGUUUGUUUGGACCUAUCAAGCAGGCAUGUCUAGCCAAAGAUUAACCCUGAGUUUAACUAAUAAAUUAUCAUUUUGUAUCUCUUUUUUUUUUUUUACAAAUAGACUGUCAUCAUUUUAUUUCUUGACAAAGAUAAUCCCAAGGUUCUCCUAAGUCCACCUCACUGAGCACCCUGAGGCAUGGCAGUUUCCCUUGUAUUUCUGAACUAAUAUUCCAAUCUUCAGUUAUAUUUAUGAAUAUAAUUCAGG